This is a messenger RNA of Salvia miltiorrhiza (redroot sage), 1913 nucleotides long. RefSeq lists its product as uncharacterized. The transcript has 4 exons. The record is from RefSeq and is a predicted model, not a curated record. The coding region runs from base 132 to 1913 and encodes 593 amino acids. NCBI's taxonomy places the organism in Eukaryota, Viridiplantae, Streptophyta, Magnoliopsida, Lamiales, Lamiaceae.
UUUAAAAUACUAGGGUUUUUUACUCCACCACACACCUCUAUCGGCUUCUUCACUUUUACCCACCGAGAGAGAGAGUUCAAAAGAUUGAAGCACAGAGAGUUCAAAAGAUUGAAGCACACUCGGACUCAUCCAUGGCAUCUUCUUCACAGGCGAAUGUCCCAUAUCUUCGUCGCGACACUAUAGACCAGACGGAGGUUGCUAUCAGCACCUACUAUAGGGAUUCACAUUUUCCGGAGCUGGUUGAAACUUUAAAUGUGGUCGGCGAACAGUGCAAUUCAGAUUUAUUGGGAAGAUUUAGAGCAUCAUGUUUUGGGCAUUUCACUGAUUGGAGGCCCGGCGCGAAGAGCAAUAAAGCAUUACACCAGAUUGUAUCGAGGCAGAUUGUGUCAGAAGAAAAUGAGAUGUGCUUCUUUCUGUGCGGAGCACGAGUCAGAUUUUCCCCUGCGGACUACGCAUUAGUGACUGGGCUCAAUUUCGGGGGAUCGAGGUUCGAUGCGACAUUACAGCACGACUGCAGUCGCGUGGAGGCAUACCGACGAUUCUGCGGUACGCGAAGCAUGACCAUACAGUCGCUCAUCAAACGCGUGUGCGAUUUGGAUAGUCGAGUGGAUGAUGAGGAUGGGAGCCUGUACCUUCGUGCUGUCCUCGUGUGUGUGGCUCACACCCUUGUUCUUGGGCUGGAUGCGCGGGUACAGCCGUGGCUUUGGGUGUUGGUGGAUGAUCUGGCUGCAUUUGAUAGAUUCCCCUGGGGCGCGUAUUCGUAUAAGAUGUUAUGCCAUUAUACGAGAGAGACAGGAAAGGGCGAGAAGUAUCACUUCUACGGUCCUUCGUGGGCUUUAUAUGUCUGGGCAUUGGAGCGCGUCCCGGGCUUCGGACACAUGGUCGCAGCAUCUAGCGGUGAUCCGACAGCGCACCCUCGGUGUUUGAGAUGGACGUUCAGGGGUAAGCCGAAGCUUCACGGUCUGCGCGAUCUAUUCGAGGGACAGGGUGGUGUCAUGCCCCUGGACCCCGAUGCUGACGAUCUGUCGAGUCACUACUUCAUAUCAGCGCUGACACCGGGCGAACUCUCGGUGAGCUUCAGGCCCCCCGACAACCCAUUAGCUCGGGGUGUCCAAUUUCCACAGGGCACCGGAGCCCGUGUUGUGGAGGAGCGCGGGGACGAGGAGGAUGUACCUAGACAGCCUCGUACGACUCGCAGUCACAGUGUCCGGGGCCCUGUGAGGGAUGCUCGACAGCACGAGCCGGCUCGUCAUUCAGUAGAUCCGGGCAAGCGCCCUGUGAGGGAUGCUCGACCCCACGAGCCGGCUCGUCAUUCAGUAGAUCCGGGCAAGCGCCCAGCGCCGCAUACUUCUUCAUCGUCGAGCGGAUCUCGGACUGUAUCCAGUCCCAGCGAGGGUGAGGUGGAUCGUAAGUGGGUGAAGAAGACGAUCCGUCAGGAGAUUAAGAAGGCCUUCGGCAAAUUCGUGGAGAAAUUGAAGAGCAAGGGCAAAAAGGAUAGGUGCAAGAAGAGCAAACAUUUCCGAGUGCCCGACUCCCCUGAUGAUGAUGACCAGCGACGGUCCCCUGAUGAUUACCAGCCACGGUCUCCUCCACAGCGACGGUCUCCUCCACCCAGUGCUUCAGGGCCCGACGCUUCAGAGCCGGCUCGUCAUUCACGUUCCUGCGACGAUGACCCCCGCGGUGAGGAACCACGCCAUCCAGAGACCCAGGAUUACAACGAGCAGUGGCGGGCCAUGAAUCAGUCUGUUCAGGGCGACUACACACCGGCGGAGCAGACUUUUGACUGGUCGACCCAGGUCUACCCUCAUUGGUCUUCCCCAUUCCUGAAGCCGCAGUAUAGAACAGAGACCCCGAUAUUCUUUGCUGAACCGCUCACUUCUAUUGCACCAAUCCAUCCCCACCUUCGAAUGUAA